Messenger RNA from Physcomitrium patens, 4806 nucleotides. Its product is annotated as glucose-6-phosphate 1-dehydrogenase 2, chloroplastic. Gene Ontology annotation, biological process: glucose metabolic process; pentose-phosphate shunt, oxidative branch. Gene Ontology annotation, cellular component: chloroplast stroma. NCBI's taxonomy places the organism in Eukaryota, Viridiplantae, Streptophyta, Bryopsida, Funariales, Funariaceae. The record is from RefSeq and is a predicted model, not a curated record. Gene Ontology annotation, molecular function: glucose-6-phosphate dehydrogenase activity; NADP binding.
CGAUGUCAGCUCAAGCUUCGCUGGUGUCUGGCCACUCUUGUACUAAGUGAAGGGAUGAUCUCGGAUCUAGACUAGUACCGCUCGCUGGUACUAUCUCUAAUGCGGUAGACUGGGGUAAGAAUUGAUGGAAGAACUUCUUUUGCACGGGCACAACGUUACGGUGAGUGCCCCGCGAAAUGAGUCUCGCAGAGCUUGAGAAUCUGGUUAUGGCUCUUGGAGUUUUUUGAACGCGUAGUCGUGAUGAGCUAGGAAAUGCGAAGCAAGCAAGCGAAACUCUCGAUUGUAAAUAUUCGACGAUAAUUUCCCCAAGCGGAAGAAUUGGUGUUGGAACGAGCCCAAGCCCGAGCCCGAAUUGUGAACCGGAAAGUUAUUAUUCUACCAACCGGUGUUCGUUGAUUCGCGAAGUUAGCUCUUUAGGUUUCAUCAUUUGACUAGAAUUCCGCAUGCUGCCUCUCGACUUGGGUUUAAAUUCACCCCUUAUUAAAUGUUUAGGGUAAAAAAUUUGUUGGUUCAGGUUUCUUGUCCUCUUUUUCAAGGAUCGCCCUACAUAAAUUUGGAGGUUGGAGUCCGGCUCCUUUGAACUUCAAAUGCAAGGUUACGUAACAUGCAAUUAUUUUCACCUUCUGCAAAGUGUCUGAAAUGUGAUAAUCACCUUGCAGGCGUGGAUUCAGAGCUCUGGCGGAUUGAAAUUAUGUUCUUUGAACUUUGAAGUGAAGGGCUUCGAUCCAAACAAUAAGGUCUCAGCACCUUGCGACGCCUGAAGACAAGUAGAUGUGCAUGAAUAGGUCCACAAUCCUCUUAAAGCAAGCCAUGUGUGGCCCUGGCUUCAAAGCUGUAGAACAGCAGCACAAUCAUCUCGUCAGACAGGUGUUCCUAGCCUAUUCUAGGACGUUGAUUCCUUGCAUCAGGGCGGUGAUACUUUGAUAGUUUCUCAUAAAUUCGUACCAUGUUGCCGCAUUCCCUUACAGAGAAUGACUUGAUGUGAAGCAUCCCUUGCGUUGGUUCACGAUGUCCAAUCUCACGAGCUUGGCAGUCUGGAAUCAGAACAGUCGAUUCGAUGUGACUGCAUUAACAAUUACACGUAAUUCAAGGUACUGGUAUGAUAUAGGGUUUACGUUUUUAGCUACCCACUGUUGAGCACCCCAGGCUCCUAGACUUGCUCGUUUCACCACUCUCACUGACAACAACGAGAAAAAGCCUAUUUUCACAGUGCAGGCAAGAAUUCAACCUCCGUGUGGGGUGUAUCGUUGGAAAAGCCCAUUUUCAUAGUGCACGCAAGAAUUCAACCUCCGUGUGGGGUGUAUCGUUGGUGGAUGAGCAAAUUUUGUUGCAACUUCGAGAAGUAACUGAUGUCAGAAAUCACUGUAGAUCAGAGAGUUAAUGAGGAAAAAGACAUGGUCUGCAUUGUGCAGUUGAUACUUAUCAUCAGAAUUCUCUAGUUGCUGUGAUGUGGACACCGGCAUUACUGUGCAUCGUACUACUACCUCAACUUUUUUCCCCUAGUCCACGCUUGAGUUGCUUUGUGUCUUCUUUCUCACCAGUCACAACCAUAGGUGUAUUCCUUAAAAUGUUCUCCACAUCCUUUGCAUGCUUCCGAUCAGCCGUGUUUUUCAAUGACUUGCUGAAAGGCGCGAUGAAAGCUUUUCGCAACACAUGUUUUGCGAAUCCUUGUCAUCCUUGCGAGUACUCCGGUGCGGUUUUUCGGCAACAUAGAGCUAAUGCUUCUAUCGGUAAGCAAGAUCUUCCAGCACAUGAAGUUACUCAUAUAAGUCCGUAAUUGCUUGAUACCUCGCAUCAGCAGGAGGUUCCAAUCCGUUCACUAUUGAAGAUGCUGGAAACUUGAAGAUAUGGAGAUAGCCAAAAUGCCGCACGUACCCAGGCAUUAAAAUCCGGCAUCCCGACCAUACCCAACGGUUAUCAGUUGGUGCAAUCGAAAAGGACUACAGAAGCAGUUUGGACCAAAAGAUCUGGACCUUAAAGAUACAGAGGAUACACAGUGAGAACGAAAAAAGGGGCGAUAUGGACACGUCGGCUGACUUAGACGAGACUUUGACGAGACUUAGACGAGAGUGCUCCGAAAUUUUAGACUCGACAGUGGAGGUCCGAGGAGAGUGAAGGUCCGAUUGUUGCGGGUACCCUGUUGCCCUGCUCGCCGCAUCCCCAUCCUGGAUCAUCCCUACUGCCUUUGUAAGUCAUUUCAAGCUGUCGAUGCCACGAUUUAAGUGGUGGAUUCCCAUGGAGCAGGCCACCAUGGCAUCUUGUGCCCAGGCUUUAAGCUCUAGCUCCUUAUCCAGGAGUCCAGGCGCUCUGUUGGGUUCGUCACGACUGACCCUGUGUACCAGGGGAGUGUUUUCGCCAGUUUGUGUUUCCAUGAGGAAGGGCUUUCGGGGAAGAAGUUUCUGUGUUAUUCGGGCAUCAGUGACAGGACAGUUGAAUCAGUUUGUGCAGUCUGCAAUUAAGGCACUCAAGCUUUUGUGGAUGCAAACAGGGGGUAAGGAGGCGGAAACUGCUCGGUUGGCGACGAAUGAUGGCUCGGCUCAGUCUGCUUCGCCGGUGUCGGCGAAAGAUGAGUCACGAGUAGCAGGUUCCCAGAACGGGGUUGCAGUUGCUACUGAAACUACAGUUAGUAUAACUGUUGUAGGAGCUUCUGGAGACUUGGCGAAGAAGAAAAUCUUUCCAGCUUUGUUUGCUCUCUACUACGAGGGUUGUUUGCCCAAGCAUUUUACCGUGUUUGGUUUUGCUCGAAGCAAGAUGAACGAUGAAUCGUUGCGAGAGAUGAUUUCGGGAACACUUACUUGCAGGAUCGAUCAAAGGGAGAAUUGCGGUGACAAACAAGAAGAGUUUUUGAAACGGUGUUUUUACCAUUCCGGCCAGUACAGUUCAGAGGAAUCUUUCGGAGAGCUCUCCAAAAAGCUUCACGAGCAUGAGGGCGAUAGAGUGGCCAACCGACUAUUCUACCUCUCUAUUCCGCCUGAUGUCUUUGUGGAUGUUGCCCGGUGUUCAAGUCUAGCUGCUUCUUCAGCAAAUGGCUGGACACGUGUUAUUGUAGAGAAGCCAUUUGGUCGAGAUUCAGAAUCCUCUGCAGAGCUUACACGGGGUUUGAAAACUUACUUGAAUGAAGACCAGAUCUAUAGAAUUGACCAUUACUUGGGAAAGGAAUUAGUGGAAAAUCUGUCAGUGUUGCGAUUUUCAAAUCUCGUUUUUGAACCAUUGUGGUCACGACAGUACAUAAGGAACGUGCAAUUCAUUUUCUCUGAAGACUUCGGCACUGAAGGUCGUGGCGGGUAUUUUGAUAACUACGGCAUCAUUCGAGACAUUAUGCAGAAUCAUCUUCUCCAGAUACUGGCACUGUUUGCCAUGGAGCCACCUGUGAGUUUGGAUGCUGAAGACAUUCGAAAUGAGAAGGUAAAAGUUCUCAGGUCAAUGAGGGUACUGGAUACAGACAAUGUGGUGGUUGGCCAAUAUAAAGGGCACACCCGUGGCGGAGUGAGGUAUCCUGCCUACAUUGAAGACAAAACUGUGCCCAACAACAGCAUUACUCCCACGUUUGCUGCAGCUGCUCUUUUUAUUGACAACGCUCGUUGGGAUGGAGUUCCAUUUCUGAUGAAGGCCGGGAAAGCCCUACAUACGAAAAGGGCUGAGAUCCGAGUCCAAUUCAGACAUGUACCUGGCAGUCUCUACAAGAGGAGUUUUGGGGCCGACAUCGACCAAGCAACAAAUGAAUUGGUAAUUCGCGUGCAGCCUGAUGAAGCUAUAUACUUGAAGAUCAACAAUAAGGUGCCAGGUCUGGGCAUGAGAUUGGAUCGAUCGAACUUAAAUUUGCAUUAUGCCGAUCGGUAUAAUCGGGAAAUCCCUGAUGCGUAUGAACGGCUGUUACUAGAUGCCAUCGAGGGUGAGCGCCGACUUUUCAUUCGUAGUGAUGAACUGGACGCUGCAUGGGCAUUGUUCACGCCUCUACUGAAAGAGUUAGAAAAACGAAAAGUAGCUCCAGAGCUUUACCCAUAUGGCAGCCGUGGUCCAGUAGGUGCCCAUUAUCUGGCUGCCAAGUACAACGUUAGAUGGGGGGAUAACAGCUCAGAGACUUCUGACAGUGUAUAAACCAUGACUGCAGCUGAUAGUUGCUAAGGAUCAGAUCAGACCUGGUGGAUAUCAGUGAUAAUCACUUUUGAUUGAUGUUUUUACAAUUUGUACUUCACAAGUUGACACUACAGCUGCCCUGGGCCGUUGGAGUCAUUCUACAACGAAUCCGUCGACUUAUAUGGUGGUCUUCAGAAACUACCCGAGCAGCAGUUGCUCAAAGCAGUGAGAAGGAAAGUCUGAAGGAGUUGUUGUAGCCGGAGAAGAAGAGAUGAACCGGAUAAAGUUAUAAGCAAAUCCAAUGGUGCAAUUCGGGUUCGCGGUUGCCAAGUCCACUAUUCGAUCUCAUCACUGGCAGGCACUGUAUACUGGAAGAUGUUAAGCAUAUAUCACCACUAACAUAGUACUAGGGCUCAGUUAGUUCUUCAUACAAUUUUGACAUGAUGUGUUAGAUCCUUGAAUUCUCAUUAAAACGUGGUUGCUUUCCCGCUACCAUACUGCUUUGGUUUUGUGCCUCAGUUUCCUUGUGUAAUGGAGUUGCACAAGUGAACAUUACUAGCUUAACCUACAAAUAGCUGUUUCAUAACUCGGACUAUCUGGAAUAGGCACACCAACAUUUUCUCGAUUUGGGUCCUCAUUUCUUUCGCUUUAGUGUUAGCGAUCAAUUUCUGUUCAGAAUCUUUAAAUGUAAAUGCUAAAAAUGAAUAAAUAAACAGUUGAUUAGGAUCA